This is a messenger RNA of Macroventuria anomochaeta, 3758 nucleotides long. RefSeq names its product ARM repeat-containing protein. Gene Ontology annotation, molecular function: small GTPase binding; nuclear import signal receptor activity. Gene Ontology annotation, cellular component: nucleus; cytoplasm. NCBI's taxonomy places the organism in Eukaryota, Fungi, Ascomycota, Dothideomycetes, Pleosporales, Didymellaceae. Bases 161 to 3442 code for a protein of 1093 amino acids. The transcript has 4 exons. The record is from RefSeq and is a predicted model, not a curated record. Gene Ontology annotation, biological process: protein import into nucleus.
CGCAGAGGCAUCGUGCUCGAGAGCCCGGCGCUGACCAACACGCGCGCAAACAUCCCCCCCCCCACCCCACGCGACGGAAUCCCUUGCCCUCUGCUGCACCAAAACACGCAUUGCUACCUCCACGGGCCGCCGCCCACGAUAGCCACCAAUUCCACACACCAUGUCGGUCCUCCCGCCCGAAGUGCACACCGCCCUCGCGAACCUGCUGCAGGGCCUCCAGUCGCCCGACAAUGUGCAGCGCACAGCGGCCGAGCAGCAGUUGAACGACGAGUGGGUGGCCCAACGACCAGAGGUCCUCCUGAUGGGCUUGUCAGAACAAAUCGAGCUGGCACAAGAGACGCCUACUCGUACAUUCGCCGCCGUCAUCUUCAGGCGACAGUCCUCCAAGCCUCGCAAGACCCAGUCCGGUCAGGCGGCAGAUCUGUUUCUGACGCUUCAGGCGCCUGAGCGCGAGGCUAUCCGCGCAAAGCUGCUGCAAUGCCUGGCCAACGAGGCCGACAACUCGGUCAGGUCCAAGGUCGGCGAUGCAGUUGCUGAGCUCGCGAGACAGCACACAGACGAAGGUGUCGCGUGGCCAGAACUCCUGGGCGCAUUGUUCCAGGCCAGCCAGUCGCAGGUGCCUGCCCAGCGCGAAAACGCUUUCAGGAUAUUCUCGACCACCCCUCAGAUCAUCGAGAAGCAGCACGAAGAUGUCGUCAUGAGCGCUUUCAAGGGCGGGUUUGCGGACAGCGAGACCUCGGUGCGCAUUGCCGCAGUCGAAGCAUUCGCUUCGUUCUUCCGCUCGAUUACAAAGAAGGCCCAGUCCAAGUACUUCGGUCUUGUCCCCGAGAUCCUCAACAUCCUCCCGCCGAUCAAGGACUCCAGAGAUGCGGAGCUUCUCACCAAGGCUCUCGUCUCCCUCAUCGACCUCGCUGAGGUGGCUCCCAAGAUGUUCAAGCCGCUGUUCAACAGCCUCGUACACUUCAGCAUCUCCGUCAUCCAGGACAAGGAUCUCGGCGAGACCGCUCGCCAGAACGCUCUCGAGCUCAUGGCCACCUUCGCAGACAACGCACCCCAAAUGUGCAAGAAGGACCCCAACUUCACCAACGACAUGGUCACACAGUGUCUGUCUCUCAUGACUGACGUGGGUGCCGACGACGAUGACGCUGAAGAGUGGAACGUCUCUGAGGAUCUCGACGAGGAGAGCGACUCGAACCACGUCGCCGGAGAACAGUGCAUGGACCGCUUGGCCAACAAGCUCGGCGGGCAAGCCAUUCUGCCUCCAACGUUCAACUGGUUGCCCCGCAUGAUGACGUCUUCAGCGUGGCGCGACAGACAUGCAGCUCUCAUGGCCAUUUCUGCCAUUUCAGAGGGUUGUCGGGAUCUCAUGAUUGGAGAGCUCGACAAGGUCUUGGAUCUCGUUAUCCCUGCUCUGCGCGACCCUCACCCUCGUGUGCGCUGGGCUGGAUGCAACGCCGUUGGUCAGAUGAGCACUGACUUCGCAGGAACAAUGCAGGGCCAGUACCACCAGAUCGUACUGCCGAACAUCAUCCCGGUGCUCGAGUCUGCGGAGCCCCGCGUGCAGGCGCACGCAGCGGCUGCCCUUGUCAACUUCUGCGAGGAGGCCGAGAAGGACAUCCUGGAGCCAUACCUGGACCAGCUCCUCAACCACCUGCUCAUGCUUCUCCAGAGCCCCAAGCGGUUCGUGCAGGAGCAGGCGCUUUCAACCAUUGCGACCGUCGCCGACUCGGCAGAAACUGCUUUUGGCACCUACUACAACACCCUGAUGCCGCUUCUUUUCAACGUCCUGCAGGAAGAACAGUCAAAGGAGUACCGACUGCUCCGCGCAAAGGCCAUGGAGUGCGCAACUCUUAUCGCCCUCGCCGUCGGGAAGGAGAGGAUGGGACCAGAUGCGCUCAACUUGGUACAACUGCUCGGCCGCAUCCAGAACAGUGUCACCGAGUCCGAUGACCCGCAGGCAUCGUACCUGCUUCACUGCUGGGGCCGCAUGUGCCGUGUCAUGGGUCGCGAGUUUGUUCCCUUCCUGGCCGGUGUUAUCCCCCCUCUCACCGAACUUGCUGGAGCCAAGGCUGACAUUCAGCUGCUUGACGAUGAAGAGCGAGUGGCUCAGAUUCAAGAUGAGGAAGGCUGGGAGCUUGUCCCGCUCAAGGGUAAGGUCAUUGGCAUCAAGACCAGCAUUCUUGACGACAAGCACAUGGCUAUUGAGCUCAUCGUCAUCUACGCACAAGUCUUGGAGGAUGCUUUCGAGCCGUACGUCAACGACAUCAUGGACAAGAUUGCUCUGCCCGGACUGGCCUUCUUCUUCCACGACCCGGUCCGUGUUGCGUCCGCAAAGUGUGUUCCUGCUCUCCUGAACGCCUACAAGAAGGCACACGGCCCAGAGUCAACACAACUUGGUCAGCUGUGGGAGCGCACUGUUGAGCGCGUUCUCGAGGUUCUCAGCACCGAGCCUGCGAUCGACACUCUUGCAGAGAUGUACCAGUGCUUCUACGAGUGCUUGGAGUGCAUUGGCAAGAACUGCCUGACACAGACUCACAUGGCUGCUUUCAUCGAAAGCGCUCGCAGUGUCUUGGUCGACUACCAGGAGCGCGUGAAGGAUCGUCUGGAGGAGCAGGCUGAGAACGAAGAUGGCGAAGAGGCAUCUGAGGAGACCUUGUUUGCCAUCGAGGACGAUCAGAACCUCCUGUCUGACAUGAACAAGGCUUUCCACACAAUCUUCAAGAACAUGGGCAUACAAUUCCUGCCCCACUGGGAAAAGCUGAUGGAGUUCUACUCGAGCGCUAUCGUCAACCAGGAUCCCACACAACGCCAAUGGGCCAUCUGCAUCUUCGAUGAUGUCCUCGAGUUCGCCGGGCCAGAGUCAUGGAAGUAUAACCAGCAGAUCAUCCAGCCGCUCAUUGCUGGCAUGCAGGAUGAGGUUCCCGCCAACCGACAGGCCGCCGUCUACGGUGUUGGUGUUGCUGCUCACAAGGGCGGCGAAGCCUGGUCAGACUUCGCAGCUGCCUCGCUACCCACACUCUUCCAGGUCUGCCAGCAACCCAACGCCCGCAACGACGACGAUGUCUUCGCUACAGAAAACGCAUCGGCGGCCAUCGCCAAGAUCCUCCUCCACAACACCGCCAAGGUCCAGAACUGGCAAGACGUCGCCACCGCCUGGGUAGACACACUACCCAUCGUCAACGACGAGGAGGCUGCACCUUUCGCCUACAGCUUCCUGGCGAAGCUAAUCGAGCAGCAAAACCAAGCCGUCUUCUCGCAACCCGCCAAGGUCUUCGCGUUUGUCGUCCAGGCUCUGGAGGCCGAGACACUGCAGGGCACAACCGCCUCGCAUGUUGUGUCUGCCGUCAAGAGCCUCAUCCAGGCUACCAGCACAAAUCUUGGCCAGGUCGCCGGCAGCCUGACGCCGGAGCAGCAGCGUACCGCCCAAGCCUACUUCAGCUAGGAGAUGAAUGGGUACAGGCUACCGCGAUCGCUGAGAUGGCAACAUGAGAAUUAGGAAUCGAGGGAUCAGUAUCUUCAGAGAGACGAGGCAGAUGAUAGGGCAGGGACGUGCUGCGCUUGUCGCGGUUGUUGUUCCUCCAUGCGCCUCAGGAGGCAGUAAGGCAUAGGGUGGCGUUUGCUUUCGUGUUAUGAAGUGACGGAAGGGCAUGCGGAUGAUGGCUGUACUUGGUUAGACUAUUUUAUCACAGAUUCCCCCCGUUCCCCACUGUAGGACUCCGAUCCGAAGUACGUAGAAAAGUGCAUGAUAUACCGAACUG